Messenger RNA from Arvicanthis niloticus (Nile rat), 3434 nucleotides. The record is from RefSeq and is a predicted model, not a curated record. NCBI's taxonomy places the organism in Eukaryota, Metazoa, Chordata, Mammalia, Rodentia, Muridae.
GCGGCCGAGCGGCAUGGCGUGGCCCUGCAUCAGCCGGCUGUGCUGCCUGGCCCGGCGCUGGAACCAGCUGGACCGCUCGGACGUAGCGGUGCCGCUGACUCUGCACGGUUACUCGGACCCGGGGAGCGAGGAGCCCGGCGCGGGCUGCAGCGUCUCGCGCGGGAGCCCGGCGGUCGCAGGCGCGCGGGAGCCUAGCCGCGCUGUGCCGCUCACCCAGUACCAGCGGGAUUUCGGUGUGCGAACUGCGCGCGCGGGGUCCCGGGAUGUGGCUCAAGAGCGCACGCCGGGGCCGGGCGGCCGCAGGGGUCAGUCCCUGGCGCCCCCCACCCGGACGAUCUACGUGCUGCCGGUCGGGGACGCGGACGCAGCUGUAGUAGCAACCACGUCCUAUAGACAGGAAUUCCAAGCUUGGACUGGAGUGAAGCCCUCAAGAUCCACAAAGGCAAGAGCAGCCAGAGUCAUUACAACUCACAGCUCCGGAUGGGACCCCAGCCCUGGGGCCAGCUUCCAGGUUCCAGAGGUGAGAAAAUUCACACCUAAUCCCUCAGCCAUCUUUCAGACAUCAGCUCCUCAGACUCUCAAUGUGUGACCAGUGGAAACCAUGGUUGGGAAAGCCAGACCCACCAGGCAGCGUCCUGGCCUGGUCCUCUGCUUACAGGACUAGCGUGGCUGCUGGCAUUGGGCAUGGUGUGGAGGCAGAGGGACAGUGCACCACCUGCUGCACUCAGCUUCCCCAACUGUCCUCCAGCAGUGGCAGGGAGGGAAACUUUCUUGUCUUGUCAUUUGACAUCCUUCAGUUUUUAAAUCUGAUGAUCCAUCCAGCUGUGACCUGAACUACUCCAGACUAAGAAACGUGACCACUAUCAAGCCUUUGGUAGGUUGGUUUUACACUUUGGAUGGUUUUCCCAAGAUGCACAUUUUUUGGUUUUGGGGUUUUUCUUUGGAUGACUUACAGUAGCCCCAGGCAGUAGCCCCAUCUUUUGCAGUGCUUACCAUUAAGUAAUUUAGCCCAGCAGUGGUGGCACAAAACCUUUAAUCCCAUUGGAGACAGAGGUUGCUCUCUGAGUCUGAGGCCAGCCUGGUCUACAGAGCAAGGGACAGGACAGCCAGAGUUGCACAGAGAAACUCUGCCUCAAAACAAAUGAGGAUGGGGGUUGGGGGGGGGAAUCCAUCUUAGGUUGCCAGGAGUGAUGCCUUUAAUUCCAGCACUCUAGAGGCAGAAGGAUCUCUGAGCUCAAUGCCUUCCUGGUCUACAUAACAAGUUCCAGGAGAGCCAGGGCUACACACCCUGUUUCAAAAUAACAAAAACCUUUAGGUGUUUGUGUGUGUGUGUGUGUGUGUGUGUGUCUUAAUAUAUAAUCACUUGCACACAACUCUCACGGUAGUGAUAUGUAUCCUAGGGAGAUCAUCCAUAUCUUCAAUUUCAAACAUAAUUUCUUCAUAGCCAAGAUGAUUCUGUUUCAAGCAAACAAUUCCUACAAGUGGGACGCUGUAAGCAUGAACGGCAUUCAUCCUAUGUUUCUAGGGGCUGAACCCUGUUUUACUAAUUUAGGUUGUCUCCCCUCAACACAAAGGGCCUACCCUGCAUACUCAUGAGGAGUGGCAGCAUGUCUGAGAGCAUCUCCUUUAGAACUUUAGGCUCCCCAGCUCUGGUUAGCUACUCACUACCAUGCUGAGGGGACAACUCAUCUUGUCUUUGGAAAACUUAUCUCCAUAAAUUCCAAGCAAGCAUGUCUGUGUGAAACAAGCCCAUUCCCCUUUGCACAACCCUUCAAACACUGGAAAGAGCCUAUGUCUGAGAGAUUUGUCACAGUGUUUGGUAAGAACUAUAAGGAUUUCCUUGUGGUUCCCUUUUCUUCCCAGGCUCUCCCUAUGGGAGUGUCCAGUUUUGGUGGUGAGGCUCAUGUUUCAAAGCCAUGGCUGAGGAAGGAGCUCAGACUUCCCACACAGCAUCCCUCCCCUCAGAGGUGUUAGCAGGCCCAGCCUCCCUCUUAGGUCCAGGAAAUUCUGUUGUUUCUAAAGGGAAAAUUGAAUAUGCAUACACCAAGGAUCCUGUUACUCUAGAUUUGUCAGCUUGUAUGCUCAGUGUUCCUAAGAGGGAAAAGAUUGCCUGCUGGGUAGAUUAACAAUUUAGUAAAAUGCAAAACUGUGCUGCAGCAACUUGUUAUAAACACAGGCAUAUCCCAUCUCCAUGGCGCCUCAAUAAUGACCACAAUAUAGUAUAACUAUGCUAAUAUCCUUGAAGCUUGUGAACUCCAAACCCUUCUUGCUCAGGGCUGCAGAUGCCUCCAGUGUUGUAGGUGUUGCCUUCUUCCCACUUCACUUCUCCUGCAUCCUUAAGUGGGAAAAGGGGCCAUCUGUGCUACUGCUGCUUCCUCACUAGCAGGGACAGUGGGCAUUUCUACUUCUGCAUUUGAAAGUAAGGCUGCUAUAACCUACACCCUGCUGGCUUGCUGGGAGCAUUCAGGGGUAAAGCCAGUCAAGCAUGGCUCAAUUGUCCUUUCCUGAUUAACUCUUCCUGGUCCUCUUGGUCCUGCUGUAGACUCUGGCAUGCCCCAGCUAAAAGCCCCCAGCUGUACUCUGCUAGUGACCACACCACAUGCACAAUAAACCCAGCCCUGCAUUCACUCUUGGUGUAGAGUUGCAUGACCCUGCUGCAUUUGGAUAGAAAAAGCACACCAGUCCCUUCCUGGUAAUGUCAUACUACAGUGGCCAUGAAGUGAAGCUGACCUCUGCUAGAUCACAGGUUAUCUAGAACCUCAGCAGUGUGUCACAUAGCUCUUCUCACCAGUCCUCAUGAGAAAUGAAAACUUGCUCUUAGGAAGGCACUCCUCAUUGCAGAUCUGAGUACGGCUACAUGAUUCCAUGAGCAGCCCAAGAAGCAACCAAGACCAAUGUCAGCCUUGUUCUCUUGGUCCUGAGUCCACCUUACACACAAUGUGCACAAAGACCAGAAAAAUACACUGGAGGAUGAGCAGGGCUCAUCUCUGAGAACGAGUGUGCAUAUGGUGUAUAUGUAGGUACAUAUAUGUGUGUACUCCUGUAUGUAUGGGGAUGUGUGUUCAUGUAUGUGCAGGUACAUGUGUUGAGGACAGAAGACAACUCAAAAGUAUUCUUCAGGAACCCUUCACUUUUCUCAUUGGUCCAGAGCUUGCAAAGUAGGUUAGGCUGGCUGUAUAGCAAGCCUCAAGUGAUCUACCCAUCUCUGCCUCUCCAGUGCUCAGAUUUUAAGUGUGCACCACCAUGCCUGCCUUUUUAUGUGGGUUCUGGUGACUGAACUCAGGUACUGCAUGCACUUCAACUGAGCCAUCUCUCCAGCUCAAGUUUUUAAAAAUACUUUAUCAUACCUGCUAAAAUUCCUAUAAAAUUUAAUAACUUUUGUAUUCUGUAAGUUUUGAAAAAUAAAGAGUUUAAUCUGUUAAUUUGAGAAGAGU